This is a messenger RNA of Arabis nemorensis, 675 nucleotides long. Lineage: Eukaryota; Viridiplantae; Streptophyta; Magnoliopsida; Brassicales; Brassicaceae. The record is from the annotation of a GenBank genome assembly.
AUGGAUUUACCUAAUUCCCUCAAAGCCGUAACUCUCACACACGUCCGGUACCGUCGCGGCGAUCAGCUCGGACAUUUCCUCGCCUGGAUCUCACUCGUCCCUGUCUUCAUCAGCCUCGGAGGAUUCGUUUCUCAUUUCUUAUUCCGUCGUGAGCUUCAAGGGAUUUUCUUCGGUAUAGGUCUCGUGAUCUCUCAAUUCAUUAACGAAUUUAUCAAAACCUCCGUGGAACAAGCUCGUCCCGAGACUUGUACGUUACUCGAAGCUUGUGAUUCACAUGGAUGGCCUUCUAGUCACUCGCAAUUCAUGUUCUUCUUCGCUACGUAUUUCAGUUUGAUGGGAUGUAAAGGAAUUGGUUUUUGGUUUGGGUUAAAGAGUAAAUGGAUUUUGAAUCUUCUUCAUUGGUCUUUAGCUCUUGUUACCAUGUAUUCUAGGGUUUAUUUAGGGUACCAUACGGUGGCGCAAGUUUUCGCCGGAGCUACGUUAGGUGCUAUUGUUGGAGCAAGUUGGUUUUGGGUGGUGAAUUCUGUGUUGUAUCCAUAUUUUCCGGUGAUUGAAGAGAGUGCUUUGGGGAGGAUGCUUUGUGUGAAGGAUACUUCUCAUAUUCCUGAUGUGUUGAAGUUUGAAUAUGACAAUGCAAGAGCUGCUAGGAAGAAUAUGGAGACUAAGUCUAAUUAA